Molecule: messenger RNA, 2042 nt
Organism: Dentiscutata heterogama
Lineage: Eukaryota; Fungi; Glomeromycota; Glomeromycetes; Diversisporales; Gigasporaceae
Source: the annotation of a GenBank genome assembly
GUUCUAAACGAAAGAAAGCUGUGAUGAGCAACCAUAAUAAUCAAGGAGGCAGUAGGAAUGGGUUAAAUGGAAAUUUCCAGCAAGCAGGCUCGAGGCAACAAGGUGAAAAGCCGAAUCCAAUUGAGGAUGUAAUGGACGCUUUUAAGAGCAUUGCUCUCACAGCAGGCUCUGGAGCGAUUCUUGCACCAAAUUGGCAAUCUACAUCACUAGUUGAUUCUGGUAAAGAACCUCGGAAAGGUCCAGGUAAUAAUAGAGAUCAAGGUACAACAGAUAGGAGUCACGGGUUGAACGAAGAAAGUAAGAACAAAGGCGUUGCCACCGAAAAUGAAGGAUGGGAUAAAAAUCGGGGCGAUUCUUUUGAUGCAGAACGGAAUAAUCAAGAAAAAGCGAAUUACUGUAGUAAUUUCGGUAACUCGUACAUGGAUCUUGGAGACGCAGGUGAUCCAAUUGCAGGUACUGAUAUUGGCUCCUCUUUCAAUAGAGCGAAUAGCACUCAACUAGAAACGCAUCAUUUAAAUCAUUCACAACAAAAUACAUGGGACAAUACUUAUGAUUUUGAAGGGAGCCAAAAUUUCGGAUGCCAAACGUACGGUGAUCGGCAAUUCGAAGGAACGCGAACACCUCCUCCUCCUCAACAACAACGGCUAAGAGAACAAAAUUCAAAUUUCAAGCAUGAACUGAAUUCAGAUUCCAGGCAUGAACAAAAUUCAGAUUUCAAGCAUGAUCAAGGUUCACCAAUGUCACAAUCUUUACACGCUCAAUCUCACACAUCACAAUCCCAAACUGAGUCUGAUCAUGACCAUCAACCUGUAGUAUUAAGCACAGAUUCGAUAACCCUGAAGAUAAAUGCCUGGCAUUCUAUUGCCGAUCCGAAUGCAGUAGAAAGAGAUGAUGGUAUUGGCACCGGACAACUGCAUCGCAGGGGAAGAAAUUACAAACCUGUUGAUGAGGCGACCGUAUUAGCGAUACAGCAAAAAGGGAAAAGUUCUGCCAAGAAACCUAAAAAACAGUUUGAAGACAACUCCACGUUCUCCUCUUCAAACACCAAGCCCAUACAAAAAAGCUUAAGUAGAACAAAACCACUACCUAAACCUGGUCCUCAUAAACUUCCUAAUAAUCCUUUUACCACCAACACAUCCACAUCACCUUCAUCAUCCACAUCUCCUGCGUCAUCUGCACCACACAAGCCAUACUCUGUUAAACAGGAAGCACGAACUACUGUUAAUCAGCAACAACAACAACGAGAGAAGACACCAUCGCCAUUACCUCCGCCGUUGCAGCAACAACCACAGUCGACACGGACACCUUCUCAAGCACCUGGUCAAGAAAGAUGGAAUUCUCCAAGUUUAGCUACCACUCCUUUCUGGGAAAUAACUCAAAAUAAUAUUUCACAAUCUGCUGCUAAGUCAACACAUUAUCAACAGUCACAAUCUUAUCGUCAUCCAUCGCCUGCUCGCUCACCGCGACCGUCAAAAUACUCACAGGAUUUUUUACCAUAUAUCCCACCAGAGUUCGAUUCAACCCCGUAUCGAAAGCAAUCGUCUCCUUCACCUGCUCGUGGUUAUUCACCCGUUCGUGGUCACUCACCUGCUCGUAGUCAUUCAAAUGAUUACAUAGAUGAACCGCCCGAAUACGAGCGAGAGAGUAAUGAUGAUCAAGAAGAUUAUGAGCAAAAUAGCGAUGUCGAUGACGAAAAUAACGUAUAUUAUGAAGAGGAUGAAAGUUUCUCUGAAAAAGAAGGAUAUGAGUCGGCAUCUGUAUUAUUCGAUGAUGAGCCUAUUUCACGUCCUCUUCCACCUCCUCUUGUUCCAACUCCAUUAUCGCCAAAACGUCUUAAUCUACAUGAUCGAGGUUAUCAUCUUCUCACUAUAAAUGUAGAACUUUCAGAGUCAGAGCCUCCUCAAGCCAUUGUUGUUCACGUGAAUGAUGAUCCUGCGGUUUUAGCCAAAGAAUUCUGUGACAAGUGGAAAGUUACUAAUGAUGUUGUAGAACCUGCAUUAAUCCAAUUAAUUAGAGAAGAAAAGGAAAAACGUCUUGGAUGA